UCCCAUAGCAACUGUACACUCAAAAAGAAACAGUUCUGUGGGUGUAACAGCACGCUUAUACGUUAACAUCUGUACGGUAAAGUUUACCAGCUCUUGACUCACUUUAGCACGCAAAAAACCCCAGCUAAUAAUGAAGAAAACAUCUGCUUUCAAAACGUAUAAACACUAUAAAGAAUCUUCGAUGAACCCAGAUUCUGUCAUUGGAGACCCCGUGUCUCCUGAAGUACUUGUGGUUGAGAAGGUCAGUCAUCAUAAUAUUGAGCUGACCUGGAGAACGGCACAGGAGGACCGCAGCGGCCCUAAUGAAAACUGGACCCGCUUUGCUGUGGAACAGAUGGAUGCCAAAACUAACACAUAUAGCACCAUAUAUAUGGUGUACCCCGCCUUGUGCCCGAUGCUCCCUGGGAUAGGCUCCAGGUUCCCCGUGACCCUGAAAAGGAUAAGCGGUAUAGAAGAUGGAUGGAUGGAUGGAUGGAUGAAACAGUUAAAACAAGGAUACGGCACUCAUCAUAUUGUGGAGGAAUUAGAGCCGUGCACACUGUAUCGGUUCAGACUGAGGAUCAGCAGACCGAACGGGGAGUGCUGUCUCACCCCGGCUGUCUCAGCCUCUACGUCUAGGGAGCCACUGUAUGGCAAACAACUGUACCAAGCUGUAAAGAGGAAUGAUGAAGAGGAGCUGAGCAAAGUGUUGCAGUCUGGGACAGUGAAUGUGAAUAUUUGUGUCGAACUGGGACUCACACCUCUCAUGGUGGCCGCCCAGAAAGGUUUUAGCAGGAUGGUCCAUAAACUGGUAGAGCACGGUGCUGAUAUUCACAUGAAGAAUGGCAGUGGUAAAGACGCCCUGAUGAUGGCCUGUUUUGCUGGGCAUUUGGAUAUUGUGAAGUACCUGCGCGAGUUUGGGGCUACAUGGCAGUCUCGGGACAUGUGUGGCUUGACUCCUCUCCACUGGGCUACAGAUGGGGAACAUCUUCCUGUCAUAGACUACAUGAUUCAGGAUGGCUGUGAGCUGGAUGUGAUGGAUGUGUCUCAGUGGACUCCUCUCAUGAGAGUGUCAGUAGUGACCGGAAACGCCGCCGUGGCCUCACUUCUUAUCCAGGCCGGAGCUGACGUCAAUGUCCGAGACAAACACGGAAAGACACCACUUAUGGUAGCUGUGCUAAACAAUCAUGAGCAGCUGGUGAAGCUCCUGCUGGAUAGUGGCGCUGACCGGCAUGUGAAAAAUGACUUUGGAUCAGGUUUAGCAGAAAUGGCCAAAGCUUUUGGAAAUCAGAACAUCAUCGACUUGUUGGAGGGAAGGAAGACUCUUUAGAAUUGGCAUCAAAGAGAGAACAGUAUUAAUGUAGAGAUGGCUUUGCUUGUAUUUUCUCAUUCGUAAGUCGCUUUGGAUAAAAGCGUCUGCUAAAUGAAUAAAUGUAAAUAAAUUUAAAUGGCACGAUGACUUUUUUUUUGCCAAUACUGA
This is a messenger RNA of Ictalurus furcatus (blue catfish), 1459 nucleotides long. It is a transcript of the gene fank1, whose product is annotated as fibronectin type III and ankyrin repeat domains 1. Gene Ontology annotation, cellular component: nucleus. NCBI's taxonomy places the organism in Eukaryota, Metazoa, Chordata, Actinopteri, Siluriformes, Ictaluridae. Bases 131 to 1309 code for a protein of 392 amino acids. The record is from RefSeq and is a predicted model, not a curated record. Gene Ontology annotation, biological process: regulation of apoptotic process. The transcript has 12 exons. Gene Ontology annotation, molecular function: protein binding.